AUGAGCACCGGGAAGGCGCCCGCGCUCUACCACGUCCGCGCCCGAUCGCUUACGAGCAAGCUGCUCGACCUCGACUCCUCGCCGGCGUGCCCCUCCCCGCCGCCGUUCCGGUCCCGCUCCCACGCCUCCGUGCCGUUUCUCUGGGAGGACGCGCCGGGGAAACCCAAGCUGCGUGCACCCCGGCCGACCGCUCUCUUGCUCCCUUCCGCGAGCCCAGCCCCGGUUCUUGCUGACGGCGGCGCGACUGCCGCCAGAGUGGCCGGCGGUCACGAGGACGGUGCCCCUGCCCAUGCGCGCCCCGUGCUGCUCAAGCUGAAGCUGCCGCCGCGGCUGCAAGCGGCGGAGCACCCGCUCUCCUCCCCCAAGACCGUGCUCCAGGGCCCCUACUUCGGCGGCGGCGGAAACAAGCCGCCGAGGCCGCUUAGGAGGAUCGCGAGGACGGCGAGCUGCCAGAUGAAUCUGCGCGCCGGCGGGGGUCUCUUUGUUUGGAGGAAGGGCGCGGCAACGGCAACGGCAUCAGCGGGCAGCAAGGAGGGCGGCCACUGUCAGCUCUACGCCGUGGCGCCGGACGCGUCGUGCUGUUCGCCGGCGGCGUCGUCGGCGUCCUCGUCGUCGUCGUCGUCGAUGUCCUACUUCUUUGAUGACCACAGCCGCAGGCAGGCCGACGGGCGCGAGGACUCGGAGGAUGGCGAGGCAGGCGCCGACGGCGGCAAGGGGUCGGUGAGGAUCACCAGGUUCAGGAGGAACCGAAGCCUUCCCACUAUGUCCAGAUCGCAUCUCUGGAAGAAAGAUGCUCGCAAUUUCACUGUGACGUCGCCGGAGGCGACGAGGACGAACCCCGAGCUCGGCGGCGGCGUGAGGCCGCUUGCCCCACAUAUCCUCUCUUCAGCGAUCACGGAGACGAUGCUAUGUAGCUGCUCCAUGUGGGUUGGAUUUAUGAUCUACGUGUCCAUUUGUACGUUCAUUGAUAUGUUCAUGGAGUAUAUUGUUUUCAAGAAUGCGCAUGACGAUAUCAUGUUCCUGGAAGCCAUGCUCGAACCAAUUCAGGCCCUCCUCUUGGGGAUGUCCAAGAUAGAGGAGCUUGACGAGCGAGAUAAGUACUGGAUGAAGUAUAUGCAGAAACUUUCCCAAGAUAUUGACUACAGCAUCAGCGUCUUCAUGUUGCUUGGAUUUGGAUAUGAUAAAACCGUCAAGCCAAAAGGUUUCAAGAGCUUCAUAAACAGGACUGGGAACCUAUGGACAUUUAUAAGGUUUCGCCAUGAGAUACUACCGGAGAUCAAUAAUCUCGUAGAACUAGUCAAUGAGUUGUGGCAGCGGUUUGGAAGGUGCAAAGUUGAUUACGACCUCUUCGAGGCUACCAAGUUCCUGUAUCUGGAAAGCUUCUUCGUGGGGCGCGCAGGACAAGACCUGGUCAACCUGCUCACUUUUCUGCUCGAGGAGUACAAGCUCUUCAAGAGUGCGUGUGAUAAGACCGUGUUCCUCAAACCCAAGGUCGAGACAAUAAAUGCUUUCCUUUUGAAGAUGUCCCAGGUAGAAGGACCUGACGGGCAAGACAAGUACCGGAUGAACAAGAUGCAGAAGCUGUCCCACGACAUCCAGGACAGCAUCAACGACUUCAUGCUCUGUGUAUAUGAUAACCCCACCAAGCCAAAAGGUUUCAAGGGCUUCAUAAUCAGGUCCACAAACCUACUGAAAUAUAUCAAUACCAACCGUGCGAUACUAAAAAAGGUCAAUUAUCUCCAAGCCCUAGUCAUUGAGGUGUGGCAGCGGCAUGCAAGGUACAAAGUUGAUUACAACAUCGCCAAGGCUAGCAAUUCCAGGUCAAUGGAACAUGAUGUGUUGGAGCAUAUACUUGAUGGCACAAAGGAACCAACGAAUCUACCGUUUGAGCUUCUGAAGAGCAUCACGAGAAAUUUCUCUGAAGACAGAGAAAUCGGUCGGGGUGGAUUUGGAAUUGUUUACAAGGGUGUACUCCCAAAUGAGAUUGUUGCUGUGAAGAGGUUUUUCAGCCACCACACGAUCGAUGAGAAGAUAUUUUAUCGUGAAGUUAACAGUCUAUUGAAUGUUAACCAUGAAAAUGCUGUCCGGUUUCUUGGCUACUGUGCUUCUACUGAGCAUUUUGCAAUGAAGAUUGAAGGUUCAAGAGAGUAUAUUUACCCUGAGAUAAGAGAAAGACUGCUCUGUUUUGAGCAUAUCGGCAAUGGAAGCCUUCAUGAAUAUAUUACAGACGAAUUAAGGGGACUUGACUGGAAUAGACGUUAUCAGAUAAUAAAGCAAAUUUGUGAUGGUUUGCUUUAUCUUCACAAGGAAAAGCAUAUUUUUCAUAUGGAUUUGAAACCUGAUAAUAUACUUCUAGAUAACCACAUGGUGGUGAAAAUCGCGGAUUUUGGAUUGUCAAGACUUGAUGAAAAAUCACAAACAAUGGAUGCAAAUCGUUGUGUAACAUUAGGAUAUUGCUGUCCUGAAUACCUACUUGGUGGUAAGAUGUCGGUCAGAUCAGACAUCUAUAGUUUGGGCGUAAUAAUCAUUGAACUGGUGACAGGAUGUAAAGAUAUCCCUGAGAACAGUAAUAUAAGGCCCCACUGGGAUGAUGAUAUGCUUGGAAUUGAGCCCCUCAAGCUACAUUUUCAUUUUGAACCUAACAAGCAGAUAUCAUGCCUGCUUCAGUUAGCCAAUGAUACAACUGCUAGCAUUGCCUUCAGUAUACAAUCGGUGAGCCCGAUGCCAUACUGCAUACAACCAAACAAAGGAAUUGUGCCGCCACUGUCCAGUUGUGCCGUUGACAUAACAUUACAGUCGCAAAGUAAGCCACCGAAGGACAUGCAGUACCUGGGUGAGUUCGUCGUACGGAGCACCAAAGUAGCUGAUGGAGUUACAACUGGGGAGAUAACUUCAGACAUGUUUAGUAAAUUGUCCGGUGAAGUUGUUGAUGAGGUUAACGUGGAUGUUGUUUUUGACAGCCACUGUUAA
Molecule: messenger RNA, 2970 nt
Organism: Triticum turgidum subsp. durum (durum wheat)
Lineage: Eukaryota; Viridiplantae; Streptophyta; Magnoliopsida; Poales; Poaceae
Source: the annotation of a GenBank genome assembly